GAGGACCACGAUCGUCAGCAUACCGCAGCAGGCGCCCGCGAGCCCCUUGCCCUCGUCGACCAUCGCGCCGGGAACGUGCUCGGCCGCCAACCGCAGCGUCCAGCUCAUCAGCGAGACACUGGACGAGCAGGUGACCGCGACUCGAGCGUCGAAUCCCCGAAGCUCGGCUCGGCGAUCGAGAGCGGACUUCGACGAAUGUCGGGGAGUCGCGAGGCUCCGCUCAUGCGAAUUCUCCGGAUUAGGACGCAACGGAGGCGGCGGUCGUCAAUUCGAAGCUCCAGGACUUGCAGCAAGCUCGACGUGACUUUGUUAUGGCGGUGGCGAACGUGGGUGGAAAUGCAAUCAACUUACAGGUCCAAACUCAAUAUCAAUAUUUGGACGACGAGCUAGCAAAUGUCACACCGAUAUCCGAGAUAACGCCGCCGUAUCUUGGAUCGCCGGAGCCACCAAGCCCAGUCUUGCAGCGUUGCCCCUCGAUCGACAAUCAAUACUUCGUACCCGAGUACGGGAUCGACGACCCAGGCGCCGAGGAGAGACGGCGCUACUUGCGCGAGCGCGGAAAAUACAUCGACCCGUUCGCUCAAUUGCACCGACCCCCCGUGGAGACCGAGGAAUGCUUCGAGCCACCCGACACUUUGCCGGCUGGACUUUUCGACGAUGGCAGUGCCUGCCCGCAGCAAGCUGCUUACUCGGUGCCGAGACGACAACCUUACGAGUACCUGCCGUGCGACGCGGAGCGACUCCAGCGGUUCUUCGAUUUGGAAAAUUACCCGCCUCAGCCACCGCCGCAGAGGCCGUCACCGACACCCGGAGCGCCACCCGGCCGAGAGUGCCUACCGUCCGACCUUUGGGAUUUAGAUGAUCCUUGGUACCUCGAAGCUGACGAACCCGAUCUCAUACAGUUCUGAACACGGUGCUCGCGCUGUAAUGCACAUUCAGAUCAUUCACGAGCAUUUCGAAGCAUUCAAAGGCUGACGAAAUGAAGAAAUAAACCAACGUGCUACUGUCGCAAUGUUUUCAUGACUUCAAAUUUUUCACUUUUUUGAUGACUACUUUGAAAAAUCCGUGAUACUGUAAACAAACAAGUUGUUUUUUAUUUUUGUGCGAAAAAAAAAUUGUUAAAAACACAAUUGAAAAAAUUACGAUGCAUGCAGUGUAAGAAAAAAAAAUUGCAAAUGAAUCGGACAACCAGUAAACAUGUAAGUGAAAUA
Phymastichus coffea is the source of this 1211-nucleotide messenger RNA. RefSeq lists its product as uncharacterized. The record is from RefSeq and is a predicted model, not a curated record. NCBI's taxonomy places the organism in Eukaryota, Metazoa, Arthropoda, Insecta, Hymenoptera, Eulophidae. The coding region runs from base 312 to 908 and encodes 198 amino acids. The transcript is spliced from 4 exons.